Messenger RNA from Spirodela intermedia, 1814 nucleotides. Lineage: Eukaryota; Viridiplantae; Streptophyta; Magnoliopsida; Alismatales; Araceae. The record is from the annotation of a GenBank genome assembly.
AUGCCGGUGAAAUGGUGAGUCCAACGGUGGUGGUGGUGGUGGUGUUAUACUCUUGAUUUUAUCUCAUAUUUCUGCUGAUCUGUUGUCUGGCUUCCUCCGGGCUGUGGCGGAUGGCCUAGGGUUUUGCCGUGGCAGCCGAACCCUGGGAUGACAGUGAACAGCCAGAUCCUCUCUGAGGUGUCUCAGUGCGCGGAGAGCCUCGGCGGGGUGAAGGGGGGGCGGUGGAAGUCGACGCUGACCUUCUACCGGCCCAUGGUGAGGGACCUGACGGUCCCUACGGACUGCCCCAAGGACUUCCUCGGCCUGGCCCUGCAGGACCGUCCGGACCGGUACUACUUCAUCGUCCGCGGCCGGAUCGUCGUGGAGGCCGAUUCCGCCAUGCUCGCCAUCAUGGACAAGCUCCAGUCCUACAAAGCCCGCGUCUCCCUCAAUUUCGAGGUCUGCGACAAUUUCUAGGUCCCAGAAGGUGUCAACACGAUUUAACUUUUCUUCACAGAUUUGAAGCUCAUCUUCUUACCAUGUUUUUUUUUUCUUUAUGUCCGUGAAGGGAUUACAGUACCAGGUCGGCGAUUUCCUGCUGCGGGUGGGGAAGGUCAUCCCGGCCAACUCGGAGAACCUGAGAGGAAUCAUGAUGGAGGUGAGAUGGCAUCGUCUUUAUCCUCUGAUUUCCUUGUUUCCUUCACCUUCACCAAUAUGUCGAACUUAGAGCAAAAAAUAAAAAAACUGUAGAUCAAAUGUGCUGCCGUUUGCUGUGGUUUGCUCUGGUAGAUCAGCUGUUUCCACUCGUUGCCACACAGUGUUGAUCCGCAGACGUUUUGAAAACAGAUGCUUGAAGGAAUUUACCUGCCUUAACGAUUGUUCUACAGAUGAACACAUUCAAUGAAUGCCAUGCUUUGAUUAUAAAAGUAAAACGUCGACCCAUGAUGCGGAUUGACAUCGUCGUCCUUUUACUACCAGUUCAUCAUAUUUUAUUUUGAGUUCUCUCUCUCUCUCUCUCUCUCUCUCUCGCUCUCGAUUCUCUUGAGUAUUGUUAAGAAUGGACGUAAAUAGUCAAUCAGAUCUGAUCAGAGAGAAGAUCGGCAGCCAUUUACCUAUUGGGCAUGCUGAUUGCCGAGAAACAAAACCCACGAGGCUGCUGAUUCUGGAUGGCCUCCCCAAUUCUCUUUCAAAUCUUUGAAGGUUUAAUCAGCCUAUCCAUCUGCCCGCAAGUAGAAACUAUCAACUGGGUUGGAUUCUGAACUCUGAAUUCGGACAAAACCUAUCAAACUCUGAAGAUUGAGACUUUCUCCAAAACCUUAGAGAUUUCGCUCAUCAUUCCUCCUGUCUGGGCUCACUCUGAAUCUGAAUAGCAGGUAAUCACCAAGCUCCACUGCCUAAUCAAACUUUGAAGAUCUAAUAAACAAAAUCUUCAUGUCUGAAUGUAGAAACUAUCAAUUGGGUUUAGUAAAAAAAUUUAAGAUCGAACUUUAUCCGAGCAUUUGAUGUUCUAAUAAUAAUAAUAAUAAUAGUAAUAAUCCUGUCUGAAGGUUGAAUCUGAGUGUUGAGUCCAGGGUUCUGACAGCCCUGGGCGGGCUUCUUGCUUGCCUCAGGUUGAGUACCUCCCAAUUUCCUCAUUGGAGACGUCUAGGCAGAUCAUGGAUGACUUUGUUGACCUCUGGCGGGAGGCUCUCUCAAGGCGGUCCCUCCCGGGCCAUUUCCUGCACCUGGAGCCCAACUUUGCCGAGUAUGGCCUCUCCAACAACUACUCCCCCCAGCACACCACCGUCCAGUAUGCCGCUGUCGUAGCCCAGCUCAUCGCCACAAUCCGGAGCUAG